UAGUUCAUUGCCCCUAGCCUUCUCCCUGGCCCCUUUUCUUCAAUCUUUUUAAUCCUCUCUCUUUUCUUAAUUAUAGAGGAUUCUGCAGAUUCUUGAUUCUUGAUCUUUUCUUUUAAAAUGGCGCAGCAACAACAAUUCUUAUGGCUUUUGGGCUUUGCAAUAUUAUUUGUUUCAUACCUACAAAAUUACGUUGUAGCAGAAACAGUGCCUUGUUAUUUCAUUUUUGGAGACUCAUUUGCAGUUAAUGGCAAUGAUGAUAAUAAUCCUGAUACUUAUAAAGCCAAUUACUUGCCAUAUGGUGUUGAUUUUCCUGGUGGCCCUAAUGGAAGGUUCAGUGAUGGCAGAACUAUGGUUGAUAUUAUUGCUCAAAACCUUGGAUUUAGAACAGAAAUUCCACCUUUCAUACGUGUUGGUAAUGGCUCAGAGGUUCUCCAAGGUGCAAAUUAUGCAUCUAGUGGAGCAAUUCUGCAAGCAGAAAUUGCAGGAAGCAAGGUCACUGCUAUUAGCAUGAGCCAACAAGUGAAAAACCAUCAGAAAAUAGUCCGACGCAUAAGGAAUAUCUUAGGUGACAAAAACAAGACUCAUGAUUACCUGAAGAGUUGCUUAUAUUCCGUUGGUGUUGGCAGCAACGAUUAUCUGUUAGACUAUUACGUUCCUAACCCAAAUGGUUCGGAGCCAAGACGCAUCAAGCCAUCUGAGGCCUACGCAGAGAACCUCGUUGAUGGAUACUUGUUCAAUCGCUUGAAUGCGUUGUACAAAGUUGGUGCAAGGAAAAUUGCAGUGUUCGGAUUAGGGCCAUUGGGGUGCAGCCCUUCAGCUGUGACUAUGUUCGGAACAAAGGAGAAAUGUGUAUCAGCCGUUGACAAAGAUGUGCGUAUCUUCAACAGCAGGAUUCCUGCAAUUAUUGACAGGUUUAACAAAAACUUCAAGGAUGCAAAAUUCACCUACAUCAAUAUUUAUAACAUCACAAUGGCUACUGUUUUGCCAGGUUUCAAGGUGAAUCAAAGUCCCUGCUGUAAAGUAGACUACAAUGGAAUGUGUUUUCCAAGCAAGAGAGGAUGCGACAAUCCCAUGGACUACUUUUAUUGGGAUGGGUACCGUCCAACUGAGGAAGCAAAUGUGUUUAUGGCAAAUAUAGCAUACUCUGCUCGAGUUCCAUCUGAAGCUUACCCUUUUAACAUAGCACAAUUGGUUGCCAAGGCCAAAAAGAACUAAUUAAGAAGCUCCAAACUCUAAACAAAAGUAUAUACUUUGUGUUAUUUUUAUGGGUUCUUUUUAGUAUUAUUUUUUGUUGUUGUUGCUAUACAUUAUUGUUCAUUGAUUCAUUUAUGUAAGAAUCUGUAAUAUGCUAAUGAAUGAAAUGGCCAGAGGAUUAUAACUAACUA
Jatropha curcas is the source of this 1385-nucleotide messenger RNA. Its product is annotated as GDSL esterase/lipase At1g29670. Lineage: Eukaryota; Viridiplantae; Streptophyta; Magnoliopsida; Malpighiales; Euphorbiaceae. Gene Ontology annotation, molecular function: hydrolase activity, acting on ester bonds. The record is from RefSeq and is a predicted model, not a curated record.